Auxenochlorella protothecoides is the source of this 495-nucleotide messenger RNA. RefSeq lists its product as hypothetical. Lineage: Eukaryota; Viridiplantae; Chlorophyta; Trebouxiophyceae; Chlorellales; Chlorellaceae. The transcript has a single exon. The record is from RefSeq and is a predicted model, not a curated record. Bases 1 to 495 code for a protein of 164 amino acids.
AUGAAAAUUACUGAAAUACUGGCAGCCUUGAUCAGCGCCGCCCCCCCCCCCUCACACCUGAACACAUCUCUCACCAUUGAUGGCAGGUCAGUUCUGAGUACAACGGCCAUUCUCAGCAUGUCCCCGCCCUCCCCAGACAGGGUCCUUGCCGAAGAGCCGGGCUUCAUUGGGGAAGGGGCUCCAGCUGCGGUAACAUGGCGCGAGGGUGGUCUGCGCAGCUUUCCUAGAAGAACACAGUAUGCAAUGGGUCCAUGCCAUGCUGCAAGUGUUUCGCAUGACAACUCACAGGAGGGCGCCGAUGGGUACAAACUCGAGAGGCUAGAAUCGCUCCAUGUCCGUCCCAUAUGGCCGUGGCCAGACCCCGCAUGGCCGUUGCUCGGAUGUGGGUGGGCAGACCUCCUCCCCACGGCAUACCCGAUGCACAACCCCGUUGUCAGCGCAGCUGCUCCUGCCACAAGCAGGGCCGGCCCCGACCCUUCCGAGGCAACAAUUUGA